AUGGUAUUGGCACAUCAUAAAUUGAAAAGCAACCGAUGGGUGCCCAUUCACCGCGGGCACAGAGUAAACAGGAGGACAGAGAACGAGCCCGCGCUCCACUCCUCUGCCGUGUCUAAUGUUAGAUCUCGCUUGUUCGCGCGCGCGGUGGGAGGCAGGCGGCGGCGGGCGGCGCGCCUUGUAUGCGACCCGCUGACCUACUUGCCGCCGCUCGCUACGCAAUCAGACCCGCUUCACCCCGCGCCUACAUGCAUACGUAUUGUGCUCGUGUGUUUAUUCAUGUGCCCCGAAGACUGUUCGAAGGUUGGCACCGCGAUGAUG
Messenger RNA from Iphiclides podalirius (scarce swallowtail), 318 nucleotides. Lineage: Eukaryota; Metazoa; Arthropoda; Insecta; Lepidoptera; Papilionidae. The record is from the annotation of a GenBank genome assembly.